Molecule: messenger RNA, 792 nt
Organism: Eucalyptus grandis
Lineage: Eukaryota; Viridiplantae; Streptophyta; Magnoliopsida; Myrtales; Myrtaceae
Product: MATH domain and coiled-coil domain-containing protein At3g58200
Exons: 3
Coding region: 161-694 (177 amino acids)
Molecular function (GO): protein binding
Source: RefSeq, a predicted model, not a curated record
UUCACUGUACAAGGUAAAAGAUCUGUAACAGCAGCCCGAAAAGCAAAGAUAUUGUCACCUUCUGAACACUAAUAAGGAAUUGACGGAACUUUGCUUGUGAAAUGAAGGGAGAGUCGCGAGGUUUCACGCGUUGAAAACCGAAUGGGGGGUUCCGAGAUACAUGUCUCUGAAAACUUUCACCAACCCAUCGAAUGGGUACCUCGUGGAUGACACCUGUGUCUUCGGAGUGGAGGUUUUCGUCAUCAAGAGCUCAGGAGUUGGCGAAUGUUUGAUGCUGAAAGAGAGCGCAUCAUACACUCACGAAUGGAGGAUAUCGAGGCUGUCGAGCCUGGGGGAUGAAUCUUUCUCUGAUGUGUUCGCUGCUGGAGACCACAAAUGGAAGGUGACGCUGUUCCCGAGGGGUGAUUUGGCUAACAGAGGCCAAUGCCUUUCGAUGUAUCUCGUUCUAGUUGAUGCGAACAAUCUGGCUUCUGGGCAGAAAAUGAACGUCAAAUUCAUCCUUCGAUUAAAAGACCAAAACAACAUUUUACGCGGUCAGCAAGUUUGUACUACUGUAUGGUUGAGUAGCUCCGCCACGAGCUGGGGUUGGCCUACUUUCAUGCCGCUGACAACGGUUGGGAAAUGCUUGAUGGAUGAUUCAUGUGUCAUUGAAGCCGAAGUCAUGGUGCUCGGAACAGUUAGCAAAUUGCCAUGACAGAAAUGUCAUGUACUGGAUGUGUUCACAAUCAAACAAUCAUCGUUAGUUCUUUUCCCGUGACAUAUAAUAUAUGGAUUGGAUGUGCUCGUUGCUGA